Plasmopara halstedii is the source of this 339-nucleotide messenger RNA. RefSeq lists its product as uncharacterized. NCBI's taxonomy places the organism in Eukaryota, Oomycota, Peronosporomycetes, Peronosporales, Peronosporaceae. Bases 1 to 339 code for a protein of 112 amino acids. The transcript has 2 exons. The record is from RefSeq and is a predicted model, not a curated record.
AUGCGAGAUCUACCGGCGGGCCGUGCUUGCCAGUGGUGUUCUCAGAAUAAGGAUCUAGUUGACUUCACACCAGUUUAUGAUAUUCGAUAUGACAAAAGACUGAUGAUUAAAAAUGACGAAUCAUUAUUGCAGAAAUUACCAAUGAUUAACAGCUCCGUGGAAGCUUGUAUUCAACUAGCGAACGGGACAUGCAAGUUAUCUUUGAUUGAAAGUGCUCUAUGCGAAUGUCUAUAUCUCACCAGUCGAUUAACCGAUGCGGGUACCUGGCAGAUCCCUCCACUCAUCGAGCACCCCCCUAUAAUUUAUAAAGCAGUGAAACGGGAUGAAAUGUUUCAUUAG